GCGCCUUUUUUCCGAACAAACAGACGCGGCCACGUCCCCGCCAAGAGCAGCGAGAGCAUGGCGGCCACGAGCUCCGCGGCGCUCUUCUCCGUCCUCCCCCUCCCCACAGCCUCCCCGGCCUACGCCAGGGCAGGCAGCAGCCAUUACAGGCCCACGCGCUCCACCGCGGCCUUGUCCCCCAUCAGAUGCUCUGCCGCCUCGCCCGACCUUUCGCCCGGCGCACCGGCGCCGGCGCCGCCCAAGCCCCAAAUCGAGCUCGAGUUCCUCGGGCCGAAGCCGGGCGCCGACGGGUCGUACCCGGUGGACAGGGCGGCGGCGGUCAGCGGCGACAAGCUCCUCCGGGACGUCAUGGUCGAGAACAAGAUCGAGCUCUACGCGGCAUACGGGAAGCUGAUGAACUGCGGCGGCGGCGGCAGCUGCGGCACCUGCAUCGUCGAGAUUAUCGACGGGAAGGAGCUCCUGAGCCCAAGGACAGACGCCGAGAAUCGUUACCUGAAGAAGAAACCGGAGUCAUGGAGGCUUACCUGCCAGACGAUCGUCGGGAACAAGGAGAACUCCGGCAAGGUCGUCGUCCAACGGCUGCCCCAGUGGAAGAAAUGACUGAGCAAUCUUGCCUGCACAUUGGAUGUACUGAGAGCAAGUGAUGUGAUCCAAUGCCAUGUACCUCCUGCUACGAAGAUGUCUAUCCUGGCAACAAGUUACUGACAAUUUGAAUGUGCGCUUCUUCACUCGGAAGAUGAACAGAACAAGAACGCAUCCGGAAAAAAGAAACGCAUCUGCUACUGCUGCUGGCAUCAGUUACAAACCUGUUCUGGGCAUAUCCCUAGUACCCUGUAUCUGUAUGAUAGGGCCUAGUAGCACAAAUUGUGUGUACCUCAAACCAUAUCUUUGGGUUUCUUCCUGGAAUCAAUGGCAAAUUGCAAAUUGUGUUGAACCAGUAA
Molecule: messenger RNA, 941 nt
Organism: Triticum dicoccoides
Lineage: Eukaryota; Viridiplantae; Streptophyta; Magnoliopsida; Poales; Poaceae
Product: photosynthetic NDH subunit of subcomplex B 3, chloroplastic-like
Exons: 6
Coding region: 58-600 (180 amino acids)
Biological process (GO): P450-containing electron transport chain
Cellular component (GO): mitochondrion
Molecular function (GO): electron transfer activity; 2 iron, 2 sulfur cluster binding
Source: RefSeq, a predicted model, not a curated record